Messenger RNA from Tetrahymena thermophila SB210, 819 nucleotides. Its product is annotated as chaperone DnaJ. NCBI's taxonomy places the organism in Eukaryota, Ciliophora, Oligohymenophorea, Hymenostomatida, Tetrahymenidae. The transcript has 3 exons. The record is from RefSeq and is a predicted model, not a curated record.
AUGUUCAGAAUUUUCUAAUAAAUUAAAUUAGCUAAAUCAUAUUCUUCUACAAAACUCUUAAAGGGUAUAAAGUACAAUUUUGCUAGUGAUUAGUACAGACCUAAGUAAUGUUAUUACAAGGUUUUGAAUGUAUCUUCAGAUGCUAAUUUCGAUGAGAUUAAAUCAUCUUACUUAAAGUUAGCCAAAAAAUAUCACCCAGAUGCAAACCCAGAAUUACAAUAAACUGAUAAAUUUAAAGAAAUAUCUGAAGCAUACAAUAUUUUAUCUAAUGUAGACAAGCGUGCCCAGUAUGACGUAGCCCAAGGGUUGAGAUCUAGUUGGAAAUAUGACUAGGAAGAAAAUAAAUUUACAAACAAUGAGCAAUAUGAGCAGUUUUUAAAAGAGGAGUAAUAAAAGAAAAAGCAAUUAGAUGAAUAGGCCUUUGAUUACUUUGAAAAAAAAUAUUUUGGGAAUAAAGAUUUUUUCAAGAAGAAUGUGAUAGAUGAUGAUGAAUAUGAACUAACAAUGAAAUUAUAUAAAAAGCACAAAGAAGAAGUAACAGAAAAGAAAAAAGAUUACAUAGAAUUCAUGACAUAUUCAAGCAAUAAUUACUUUGUGCAUAAAGAUGUUGAGAAAAAAGCUGAGGGAGAAAAUACAGCUGGAAAUCUUUUGAGUGAGUUUAAAAUACCUUUAUUAGUUUUAUUCUUAGCUAUGGCAGGAGCAGGAGUUUUUAGUGGAGUUAGCUAAAAAGAAUAAUAAAAAUAAAGCAUACAAAAAUCAACAAUAGUAAAAGACGGUGCUGGUUAUAGAGGUAAUAUGACUCCUGUGAAUAUAGUCUGA